Molecule: messenger RNA, 5855 nt
Organism: Syngnathus typhle (broad-nosed pipefish)
Lineage: Eukaryota; Metazoa; Chordata; Actinopteri; Syngnathiformes; Syngnathidae
Product: C-type mannose receptor 2-like
Exons: 44
Coding region: 105-5423 (1772 amino acids)
Molecular function (GO): signaling receptor activity; carbohydrate binding
Source: RefSeq, a predicted model, not a curated record
GCGAGGUAGCGGCCGUCUCGUUUUGAGCGGAGCCAGUGCAUGCACCACAUCGACAUUCGUGCGUUCAAUAGCUUUGAGAUCUCUGGUGGGCUUCCGAAGCCACGAUGACCCUGCCGGGCGUCCGCCAGGCGCUGGUCCUAUCUUGCGUUCUAUGGAUGUUGUACACCUGCACCGCCGGAUUAAUCGAUCCCAAGACAUGUGACACAGUCCAUGGUUGGACUGCUCACGGCUCCCACUGCUACAAGAAGAUGGAGACCACCAACGGUUGGCUGGGGGCUCGUUACGACUGCCUCUUGGAGCGCGCCGACCUUGUCUCCAUCACCACAGAGGACGAAGAAAUCUUUGUGAAGGAGCAAAUGGGCGACAAGCCCUUCUGGAUCGGACUCUCCAAUCUGAAAUGCAAUGGGGACUGGUGUGACUCUUCGGGAGAAGAGAAGCUGACUUGGUCCGACACCGCUGUGACGUCGACCCACGCCAACUGGAACUCGCGUCAAGACGGAAGCGCCAACGUUGAGUCCUGCGCCUACGUCAACCAAGGUGCGUACUUCACCAGUCAGCCUGGCAAGUGGAGACAUGGAUCGUGCCGAUCCUCCUUGGCAUACAUGUGCAAGCGGUUGGCGAAUGACUGCCCGGACGGAUGGCCGUGUUCCUUCAAAGACUUCGGUUACAGUUACAGUCGAGUUGAGACUUCCUUCUGCGACUCUGGCGAGUUCUUGUACAAGGACUCGUGUUACCAUUUUGAGGGGACACGUAAAAUCUGGCAAGCGGCUGAGGAUUUCUGCAAGAACAAGGGAGGUCACCUGGCCAGCGUCCACUCACAUGGUGACCGACAAUUUUUGACUGAUCACAGGCGAGAAGCUAACGCUAUGUAUUCUUGGCUGGGACUCAAGGAGAACAAUGGCAAGUUGGAGUGGAGCGAUGGAUCAGCUGCAGAUGACGUCCCCUCGUCUCUUUCUACAUCAUCAUCAUACGACUGCUCCAAAUUGGCCGAUGAUGGUAAAAUUGUCAUAGAGGACUGUGAUGACCUUCGUCCAUCCAUCUGUCAAAAAGGCAAGGCCAGACAUUCUCUUUCGGUUCUUCCGGCGCCGACAUCAGCAUCAGGAUCAAUCAAGACAUGUGACGCAAGAAUUGGAUGGACUCUUCACGGCUCCCACUGCUACAAGAAGAUGGAGACCCCCAACGGUUGGCUGGGGGCUCGUUACGACUGCCUCUGGGAGGGCGGCGACCUUGUUUCCGUCAACUCCAAGGAUGAGGAAGACUUUGUGAAGGAGCAAAUGGGCGACAAGCCGUUCUGGAUCGGACUCUCCAAUCUGAACUGCGACGAGGACGUGUGUGAGUUUUUGGAAGCGGGAGAAAAGAGGCUGACUUGGUCCGACACCGCUGUGACGCCGACCUACGCCAACUGGGACUCGCAUCAAGACGGAAGCGCCAACGUUGGCUCCUGCGCCUACAUCAACCAAGGUGUGCACCUCUCCAGUCAGCCUGGAAAGUGGAGAUAUGGAUCGUGCCAAUCCUCCUUGGCCUACAUGUGCAAGUGGUCCCCGGAUGACUGCCCGGACGGAUGGCCGUGUUCCUACAAAGACUUGGGUUACGGUUACAGACGAGUUGAGACUUCCUUCUGCGACUCUGGCGAGUUCCUGCACAAGGACUCCUGUUAUCAUUUUGAAGGCAGGAACCUGACUUGGAAAGCGGCUGAGGAUUCGUGCAAAAAAAAGGAAGGUCUCUUGGCCAGCGUCCACUCACUGGUUGACGGACAAUUUUUGGCUGCCCACCGGCCACUAGGAUGGUAUUCUUGGCUGGGACUCAGCCAGAACAAUGGCAACUUGGAGUGGCGCGACGGAUCAUCUACAGAUGACGUCCCGUUGUAUCUUCCUACACUACCAUAUACCUGCUCCAAAUUGACAAGUGACGGUGAAGUUUACAUGGACACUUGCGAAACCCUUCGUCCAUCCAUCUGUCAAAAAGGCAAGGCCAGAGAUUCUCUUCCGCUUCUUCCGGCGCCGACAUCCGCAUCAGGCAAAAGCGCAAAGUGCGGCUGGUGGCAGGAAAACCCCGCCAACGACAGCUUCUGCUACCUGAUCAACUCCAAGCCCAGCAAGACCUGGAAGGAGGCGCGAGACAAGUGCGCCCGCCUCAGCGGCAACCUGCUCGGCAUCACCGAUUUGCAGGAACACGCCUUCAUCCAAGGUCUUCUGCCAAACGCUUCCUCCUCUGUGUGGUUGGACGCCAGCGACACCAUGGUCGAAGACGGCAGCAAGAAGUCUGAGCAGUCCUCACCGAGUUCCGCCCAGUUGGCUGCCGCAGGUAACCCUGGUGACCCCUCCGGCCGGCGCUGCAACUCCUUACUCGGUGGCAAGGGCGGCCGGGAAGUUGGCAAUUGCGAGGAGAAGCGCGGCUACGUCUGCAAGAGAAGAGUCAUUCAGACAUGUGAUCGGACCAAAGGGUGGCGCCGCUCGGGCUCCAAGUGCUACAAGAAGAUGGCGACCACCAACGGUUGGCUGGGGGCUCGUUACGACUGCGUCUUGGAGGGCGGCGACCUGGUCUCCAUCACCUCGCCUUACGAGGAAAUCUUUGUGAAGAAGCAAAUGGGCGACAAGCCGUUCUGGAUCGGACGCUCCAAUCUGAAAUGCAACGAGGCCUGGUGUCAGCUUUCGGAAGCGGGAGAAAAGAGGCUGACUGGGUCCGACGACACCGCCGUGACUCCGACCUAUGCCAACUGGGACUCGCGUCAAGACAGAAGCGCCGACGUUGGUUCCUGCGCGUACGUCAACCAAGGUGCGCACGGAGGCACUCAGCCUGGCAAGUGGAGACAUGGCUCGUGCGGAUCCUCCUUGGCGUACAUGUGCGAGCGGCCGCUCGACGCCUGCCCGGAGGGACGGCUGUGUUCCUACAAAGACUACGGAUUGGGCUACCAUCGCGUGGAGACUUCCUACUGCGACAAUGGCGACUUCCUGUACAAGGACUCUUGCUAUCACUUUGAGGGAAUGGUGCGCCCUUGGGCGGGAGCCGAGAGGUUCUGCCAAGAAUGGAACGGUCACCUGACCAGCGUCCUCUCAUGGGAAGAGCGCCAAUUCUUGGCUGCUCACGCGCCAUAUGUAGAAGGUCUGCAAUCCUGGGUGGGACUCAAGAAGAACAAGGGCAACUUUGAGUGGAGCGACUCAACACCUGCGGGCAACACCGAGUGGGUUCCAAACGGGCCGAUAGGACGUGGUAACUGCGCUGCCUUGUCGCAAACUGGGAAACUUGAGGACUGGCCAUGCACCAAAAACCAGCCAUUCAUCUGUAAAAAAGCCAAGGUCCAAGACUUUCUUCAUUUUCUGCCGCCACCAGGCCGGAGCGCAAAGUGCGGCUGGUGGCGGGAGCGGACCUCCUCCGACUUCUGCUACCUGAUCCAACGCAGGCCAACCAAGGUCUGGAAGGAGGCACGAGACGACUGCCGCCGCCGCGGAGGCGACCUGCUCAGCAUCACCGACUCACACGAACAGGCCUUCAUACAAAGUCUGCACACUUUUCUGCCGAGCGCUCCCUCUCUGUGGUUGGGCGUCAACAACAACAUCACGAAAGACGGCAGCGAGUGGACUGACGGAUCCCCGUUCGGUUACAUCGUCAUGGACGGAGAUGAGCCCGGUGACCUCUCUGCUGCGUCCUGUCUUUCCUUUCUCACAAGCAACGGCCGCUGGAAGUUUGACGAUUGCCGGAAGAAGAGAGGCUACGUCUGCAAGAAAAGAGGAAACACGGCCAAACCCCCGCGGCCUCAUGACGGAUUUAAGGAGACCCUUGUCUGCAACGACCGUUCUGCUGACCUGGUAUGUGAGGCUGAGGGUCAGAAGCAAGGUCGCAUCAGCAUCCAGUCUGCCUUUUACGGUCGGCGGAGCUGGGAUGUUUGCUUGGCGGACGGCGACUCAUACAAUGACGAGUACUGCGCAGUGGAAGGCAUCCUCCCUCGCUACAGGAAAAUGUGCAACAGCCAGCAAAAAUGCCACAUUGAGCUUUUGGAGGACGAGUCCUGCCCUGCCUCCUCCUCCAAAUAUCUGCAGAUGGUCUACAGCUGUGAACAGAAAGUAUGUCUCGACAGUCUGGGCAUCGCCGACGGGAGCGUCGCAGACUCUUCCUUCAUGGCCUCCUCCUCAAUGGAAGACGCCACCCCAGAAAAAGCCCGCCUCAACGGAGAGUCCUGCUGGAAGCCGUCAAAAGCUUCCAUCGGCAGUUGGAUCCAGGUGAACCUCGGUUACACGAGAAAGGUGACGGGGAUCGUGACCCAGGGAUGUGAUGGCGCUAAUACUGGCUCCUGGAACAUCCAUCUUGAGAUGAAGCUGAGCGUUAACUGGAGGAAGUGGACCGAGCACCCAAACGGGAAGUUCAUCGGCGGUGGGACUCACCUGCUUGAGACGCCCGCGUUCGCUCAGUACGUCCGCAUCCUGCCGCUGGAGAAUCUUCCCCAGUUUGGCCUCCGCUUCGACAUCUUGGGAUGCGCACAUGACGAUGAGACGACCUGCGCCAGAACGUUCAACAGCCUCCACGUGACCGAUUCGAUGACGUUCUACUGUCCCCCGGGCUGUGACAAAGAGGAACACUUUGUCUUUGGAUUGAUGGUCUACUCUGCGGGCUCGCACGUCUGCGCUGCCGCUAUUCACGCCGGAGUCAUCCGGAGCGACAUCGGAGGAAAUUGUAUCGUGAUGAGAGCUCCCAAACAGCAAGUCUACACGGGCUCCACCGGGAACGGGAUCACCUCCAGACAUUUGGUCGACCCACUGGACGUGUCGCACACGUUUGGAGACGGAGAGCCCAGAUGCUCAGCGCCUGACUGGGAGGAGUUUGCCGGUUUCUGCUACAAAACCUUUGAGGGCAAAAAGAACUGGGAUGAUGCGCAACUCGUCUGCCGUAGUCUCGGAGCCGAUCUGGUGUCCAUCCACUCCGAGGUGGAGCAGGCGUCGGUGAAAAAUGUCUCCAACCUCGAAACCAGCGACAUGUGGACCGGAAUGAACGACCUGGCGCUUGCCGGCACCUUGGUGUGGUCGGACCGCCACGAGGUGACCUUCACCCACUGGGCCGCGGGAGAACCCAGCCAGCGCGUCGGCCUCGGCAAACACUGCGUGGCUGUGCUACGGCAGACUGGAAGGUGGAAGCUAAUGUCCUGCGCCCAGGCCAACAGCUUCAUGUGCAAAAUGCCCACAGCGCAUUUUCCAAUUGCCUCACCGACUCCUACCAUCCCCGUCGUGUCAGUCCCCAAGGCCGUGGCCGACCCGAGCCCGAUGUUUGCCCCAGGCAAAAGUCCCUCAUCGAAGCCACAGGCUGCCGGUGGAGAAACUCUACAAAGGCGCCCUCCAAGCAAGUCAGCAAAGAAGAAGAAGAAGAAGAAGCAGCAGCAGGAGCAGCAGCAGCAGCAGCAGCAGCAGCGUGUUUCGUGUCCAGAUGCAAUGUGAACAGCUUUUUCUUUUAUUCUAGUUAAAAAAAAAAAGUUUCCAUAGAUUGUAUGAUGACAAAUGAUGAAUUUUGAAUCAUUAGAGAACUAUGUCACUGCCAAUGAUGUCUGCGACUGUAGAAAUGUCACUGGAAGGGCAAUCCGGUAUUUUCCAUCAUUUUCUAUGGUCUGUUACCGCAUCUACAAUCCACUGUCAAUUUAUAUCCAGUUAUUCCAUUUUUGAUGACCCAAUCACUACGGUCAGAAAAAUGUCGUUCUCUCUACGGUACGUUAUUGCAUUUACAAUUCACUGUAUAUCAUGUCGAUGUAUAUCCAAUCAUGGAUUUCAUUUUUCAAUCACUGACUGCAGUAUUUUAAUCAAUCACUGCUGUCAGAAAAAAUCUGGUUUUCACUGUUGUUGUAAUCAUUUCAAAAUAAAAGCAAUUGAUUACGA